Messenger RNA from Larimichthys crocea (large yellow croaker), 1006 nucleotides. Its product is annotated as Alpha-aspartyl dipeptidase-like. The coding region runs from base 214 to 927 and encodes 237 amino acids. Gene Ontology annotation, molecular function: serine-type peptidase activity. Gene Ontology annotation, biological process: proteolysis. The record is from RefSeq and is a predicted model, not a curated record. The transcript has 8 exons. NCBI's taxonomy places the organism in Eukaryota, Metazoa, Chordata, Actinopteri, Sciaenidae.
AGAAAAUCCGGUUGAUUUUCAAAAUAAAAUGGACCCGACGUCACGCGACGCAGACGUGCCCGGUCGAGCUCUGACGUCACGUCGCGUUCUCGGUGUGUCAGCGGGAUCAGCCGGACUGUGGACCCGGACUGUGGACCCGGACUGUGGACCCGGACCGUGGACCCGGACCUCCGCCCCGCUCUGUCCCGGCUCAGUGUGUGUCCGCGCGCCGACAUGAAGAGGAAGCUGCUGCUCGUGUCCAACUCCACGCUGCACGGAGGAACCUACCUGGAACACUGUCACGUGCAGAUCACACACUUCUUCAGAGAUGUGCGCAGGGUGCUGUUCGUCCCGUACGCUCUCCAUGACAGAGACGCUUACACCAGGACAGCCAGGGACCGGUUCCGGACUCUGGGUUUCGAGCUGGAUGGCAUCCACGAGGCCUCGGACCCCGUCGACGCCGUGCGGAAGGCUGAGGCCAUCUUCAUAGGUGGAGGAAACACUUUCCGGCUGCUGAAGAGUCUCUAUGACAACAAGGUGGUGUCCGAGAUCAGGAGGAGAGUGCUCGAGGACGGCGUCCCCUACAUGGGCUCCAGCGCCGGCACCAACGUGGCCACCAUCAGCAUCAACACCACCAACGACAUGCCCAUCGUCUCCCCUCCGUCCUUCUCCGCCAUCGGCCUCGUCCCCUUCAACAUCAACCCGCACUACCUGGACGCCGACCCGGGCAGCCGCCACAUGGGGGAGACCAGGGAGCAGAGGAUCACUCAGUUCCAUGAAGAACCUGACACUCCGUGUGUCCUGGGUCUGAGGGAGGGCUCCAUGCUGCUGGUGGAGGGAAACAAAGCCACGCUGCUGGGAACCACCAAGGCCAGACUCUUCACCCGGGGGAAGCCGACGGUGGAGUAUGACCCAGGCAGUGACCUCAGCUUCCUGUUGUCACAUUGACCAAUCAGAAGGAAGCAGCACAUGAAGGUGUCACGAGGACGUUCUGGUUCAAAACAAAAUAAACAUCUUAAAUAAAAAU